Messenger RNA from Meyerozyma guilliermondii ATCC 6260, 1353 nucleotides. RefSeq names its product DEAD-box ATP-dependent RNA helicase (gene DBP2). The coding region runs from base 1 to 1353 and encodes 450 amino acids. Gene Ontology annotation, cellular component: ribonucleoprotein complex; nucleus; cytoplasm. The transcript has a single exon. Gene Ontology annotation, molecular function: RNA binding; ATP binding; RNA helicase activity. Gene Ontology annotation, biological process: rRNA processing. NCBI's taxonomy places the organism in Eukaryota, Fungi, Ascomycota, Pichiomycetes, Serinales, Debaryomycetaceae. The record is from RefSeq and is a predicted model, not a curated record.
AUGUCGUACAAUCAAAACUACAACCAAGAUUUCAACAACAACAGCUACGGCAGUUACGGCAACAGCUACAACAAUAACAGCUACGGCCAAAACAACUAUGGUGGUUCCUACGGAGGAAAUAGCUACGGUGGUGGCAGAGGUGGUUCCAGGGGCGGUUUCCGUGGUGGAAGAGGCGGCGGUUUUGGCGGCCGUCGUGUGGAUGAGAGAGUAGAACUUACUACUCCUGAGUGGGACCUUGAUUCUUUGCCCAAAUUUGAGAAAAAUUUUUACUCUGAACACCCAGACGUUUCUGCCAGAUCGGAAUCAGAGGUGCAAAGUUUCCGUAAGGAGCACGAUAUGAAGUGUGUUGGUACCGAUAUUCCCAAGCCAAUCACUUCGUUUGACGAGGCAGGGUUCCCAGACUACGUUUUGAACGAAGUCAAGCAACAAGGGUUCCCCAAACCAACUGCUAUUCAGUGUCAAGGUUGGCCCAUGGCGUUGAGUGGACGUGAUAUGAUUGGUAUUGCCGCCACCGGUUCCGGUAAAACUCUUUCUUACUGUUUGCCCUCGAUUGUCCACAUCAAUGCCCAGCCAUUAUUGGGUCCUGGUGAUGGACCUAUUGUGUUGGUAUUGGCUCCUACCAGAGAAUUGGCUGUGCAAAUUCAACAAGAAUGCUCCAAGUUUGGUGCCUCGCUGCGUAUCAGAAACACCUGUAUUUAUGGAGGUGCUCCUAAGGGCCAACAAAUCCGUGAUUUGGCCAGAGGCGUGGAAAUUUGCAUUGCUACUCCCGGUCGUUUGAUCGACAUGUUGGAGACUGGAAAAACCAACUUGAGGCGUGUAACAUACUUGGUGCUCGACGAGGCCGACCGUAUGUUGGAUAUGGGUUUCGAGCCUCAAAUCAGAAAGAUUGUUGACCAGAUUCGUCCCGACAGACAAACGUUGAUGUGGUCUGCUACCUGGCCCAAAGAAGUCCAGACUUUGACCCGUGACUACUUGAACGAUCCUAUCCAAGUCACCAUUGGUUCGUUGGAAUUGGCAGCCUCGCACACCAUCACUCAAAUAGUUGAAGUUCUCAGUGAAUUUGAGAAACGUGAUCGUUUGGUGAAACAUUUGGAAACAGCUACCGCAGACAAAGAGGCCAAGGUACUUAUUUUCAGCUCCACCAAGAGAGCUUGUGACGAAAUUACCAGUUACUUGCGUGCUGAUGGCUGGCCCGCAUUGGCUAUCCACGGUGACAAGCAACAAAACGAACGUGACUGGGUGUUGCGUGAGUUCAAGACAGGAAAAUCUCCAAUUAUGGUGGCCACCGAUGUGGCUGCUCGUGGUAUCGGUAAGUUUAUUUUUACUAACGCAGGCAUUACACGACAAUGCUAA